Macrobrachium nipponense is the source of this 1359-nucleotide messenger RNA. RefSeq names its product ionotropic receptor 40a-like. The transcript has 7 exons. Gene Ontology annotation, molecular function: ligand-gated monoatomic ion channel activity. The record is from RefSeq and is a predicted model, not a curated record. Lineage: Eukaryota; Metazoa; Arthropoda; Malacostraca; Decapoda; Palaemonidae. Gene Ontology annotation, cellular component: membrane. Bases 251 to 1000 code for a protein of 249 amino acids.
UGCAGAUUUGCGGAACACUGUCAUCGAUUACAGCGCGCCUUAUAAUGAUGUAUAUACGUGUAUUUUCUCAAGAGCGCCUAGCGAGAAGGGAAGAGAAUUCGCCAUCUUGGCACCAUUUUCUCUAGAGGUCUGGAUUGGCAUCGUGAUCACGACUCUGGCCAUAGGUCCCAUUUUAAGGCUUCAGUCUGAAAUCUCAGAGAAAUUCAGCUCUCGAGAGUCGAAGUGGGACCUUCAGACUUAUUCCCUAAACAUGUUUCGCAAUUUGGUUCUGCAAGGUAACCUUCUCGACACCAAAAACCUUUCUCAGAGGAUUGUAUUCGUCUUCUGGUACAUAUUUUGUCUGGUCGUCUGUGUUGUCUACUCUGCGAAAUUAACUGCUGUUCUUGCUAUCCCUGUCUACGAGAAACCAAUUGACAGUUUGGAGGACCUACCGAAUGCAGUUCGAAAUGGAUUUACUCCGAGUGUGAUCGGGGACACAAUCAAUGAAUAUAUGUUUAAGGACGCGGUCGAUGGCAUCAUGAAACAAACCUGGCGACUAUUCAACCAUAAAGACAGGUCCAAGAGUUUUGUAGACUCAACUUCAACUGGGAUGAGACUCGUCUUGCAAGAGAAAUCAGUGCACAUCGGGCCUUGCACUGCGAAAAUCAUCGCUGUAGAAAUGGGGGAAUAUAAAUUCCACGUGGGUCGUGGCCUCUUCUACCCAAAACCUGUUGGAUUCGUUUACCCACAGGGAGCUCCUUACCUAAGACCUUUCAAUAAAGUAAUCAGGAGACUUGUGGCUGCUGGGAUAGUGAACAAGUGGUAUGACGUAGAAAUACGUAAAAUUCCGAGGAAGCAUAACGAAGAGAAUGAAGUUUCCAGUUCCUCGGCCAUCUCUCUUACUCACCUCCAGGCUGCUUUCUUCUUGAUGUUUAUUGGUUACUUGGCGGCAGCGAUGGCGUUAUUAGCUGAGAGGGCCCAUUGGGCUUUAUUUAGGAAUGAACGAGUAUCAGAAAAAUAACAGAGGAUCCUCACGGAGCCUGAAUACAGAAGAGUCUACUGAGGAAAAUAUUGGUUAAUUUCAAAGGUUAUUUAAUGCAUUUUCUCUUUUUCAUUGUGGGGCACUGAAUGUACAUAAAUAGAUCUUGCUUUCUUGGCUUUUCUUUGAUUUGUGAUAUAUACUAUACUCAGGUUGCAUUAUAAAAUAGAUUGAUUUUAUGAUUUAGAAUAAAAAUUAUUCUUCAACCUCAAAGAACGUGAUGAUAACGUAGUCCUUUGAGAAUUUGAAUAACGAAAAACUUUAAUCAAAUAACCGUUAUACUCAAUUUAUAUAUUCUCAUUUUAUUUCUAAAUUCAGCGUUGUUAAUUUAUUACCUAAGC